AAAAGCUACGAUAGAGUACAUCCGGUUUAUCUCAGAUACACUCUUGAAUUCUUCGGUUUCCCACAAACUCUUAUCAACAUAUUGUGUGCUUUAUUCUUCCAGAAUCAAACAAGAGUUAAUAUUAAUGGGCAUUUUACGGCUAUCAUAACUCAAGAACGGGGACUUCGUUAA
Rhizopus microsporus ATCC 52813 is the source of this 171-nucleotide messenger RNA. RefSeq lists its product as uncharacterized. Lineage: Eukaryota; Fungi; Mucoromycota; Mucoromycetes; Mucorales; Rhizopodaceae. The transcript has a single exon. The record is from RefSeq and is a predicted model, not a curated record. The annotation marks the transcript as partial.